Messenger RNA from Uranotaenia lowii, 891 nucleotides. RefSeq lists its product as uncharacterized. The record is from RefSeq and is a predicted model, not a curated record. NCBI's taxonomy places the organism in Eukaryota, Metazoa, Arthropoda, Insecta, Diptera, Culicidae. Bases 43 to 891 code for a protein of 282 amino acids. The transcript has 3 exons.
GGUUGUUUGGAGUAUUGAGUCCUAUUCUAAAUUCGAUUGAUUAUGGCUAAAAGGAACAAUUCGAGAUCGAGUGGAGAAAACUCGACGAAUGACAUGAAGCGCUUAAUGAGAGAGCUGGAAGAGGAGAAAAUGCUUAACGCAUCCCUUAGGAGUGAGCUGAGGAUGGCACGCGGUGGGAACAAAACGUCCCGAAAUUUGUCUGGCUGGAUCGAGGAGGAUUUGGACGGAGAAGACAAUAACUUUUUCGGCCAGCGGAAUUCUACGAUGAGAAGCGCAGACGAGUCGACUAUGCUGACAUCGAUGACGCUAGCAUCCCUUCAAAUAGGCGAAUGCAGACCGUUGGAGGGCGAGGAUGAGAUUGACAAGAAGUCGUUUGAGCAGUGGCGGAACAUUUUCGAGUCGGCCUUGAAGAUCGCCGGAAUUGUUGACGAAUCGACAAAAAUCAGCAUCUUUAAGAUGAAAGCGGGUGCAAAAUUGAUUGACGUUCUGGAAAGUACGCCCAACGUCGAGAGCCCGGACGAAGAGACAUCGCCUUACUCAAAUGUAAUGUGCCGCUUGCAGGAAUACUAUGGAUCUCGAGACUAUACACUCUUGCAACGCCAGAAACUGAGAUCCAUGCCCCAGGCAUCAGGCGAAUCCGACUUCAAAUACAUGAAACGUGUCGUGGCUGUGGCAAAACUGUGUGAUUACAACGCCGAUCAGUUGGUCGAGACAGUGGCCGACGUCGUUCAAGCUCAUGCCGUGAACCAAAAAGCUCGUGAAGCCGCCCGGAAGGUCAUGCGUAAAGGAGGCUCACUGCAAGAUCUGAUGAACAAGGUGCGUGCUGCAGAGAUCGAGAAGCAGAACGAGGAAAUAUUUGCAAGGAACCAAUUUGUCGUUCCUCUCAAAUAG